AUGGUGGAAAAGAUUCAAGGAGAAAGCAGGAGCAGGAAUGGAAGAGCUGAGAAGGAUGGUGCUGGUAACAAGGAGGAUUCUUUGGUGGGUGUGAACUCGUAUGGUCGAAAGACGUGGAAUCAGAAGGCGUAUGCCAAACUAGCGUAUGAAAAUAGAAGGAAUCGAUUUAAUAACAGCAAUGAUAAUAGCAAGAUUGACGAUGGUGGUCAAUUGAAGAACAAAAGAGUUGAGAUCAAUUUUGAGACAAAUUUAAAUAAACAGAUCUUAACGGAUCAAUCUAAAUCACAGACGUCUCACAAGGGGAAACUAGUUGGGUUUUAUUGUGAAUCGUGUAAUUUGACGUUUAAAGACAAUUUAUCAUUUUUAGAUCAUAUUAAUUCCAGCUAUCAUUUGAACAAGACUCGAAACCUAGUAUUGGACGAUAAGGAAAGACAGAAGAUUAGAAACAUUACGGCUGAAGAUGUCAGGAAUAAGAUUGAAAAAUUGUAUGAACUAAGUUUAAGAAAACAAAAAGAGGAAAAUGAUGGUGAGUAUUUAAAAUUCAAUGCCCGGAUUGAGAAAAGGAGAUUAUUUUUGGAGAAUGAAAAAACGAAGAAGAAAAUGAAGAGAUUAAAGAAAAAAAAAGAACUUGAACAAGUUGGGGAAAAUGCUGAUAGUAAUAGUUAUAAUGAAGGGCACGAAAUGAGUUCGAUAUUUAAUUUUAGCGGAUUUGGUACAACAAAAAAACAUUAG
Molecule: messenger RNA, 732 nt
Organism: Ascoidea rubescens DSM 1968
Lineage: Eukaryota; Fungi; Ascomycota; Saccharomycetes; Ascoideales; Ascoideaceae
Gene: SNU23
Product: U4/U6-U5 snRNP complex subunit SNU23
Exons: 1
Coding region: 1-732 (243 amino acids)
Biological process (GO): mRNA splicing, via spliceosome
Cellular component (GO): U4/U6 x U5 tri-snRNP complex; spliceosomal complex
Molecular function (GO): zinc ion binding; nucleic acid binding
Source: RefSeq, a predicted model, not a curated record